GGCUACCCCGGCUACUCCUGCUCAGCAUGGCUGCUUUAGGGACUGUUCUCUUCAGUGAGUGGCAGGUGUCCGGAGGCUGCACUGCAGCGCAGCCGCUUGGGCGGGCGGCCAGUGGCGACUACAGCAGGGACUGGCUGCCAACCCCUCCGGCUACGGGCCCCUUACCGAGCUCCCAGACUGGUCAUAUGCGGGGGUAUGAUCCUGCUUAAUUGGAUAAUUGGUGACUGAGGAAGAUGGUGAAGAUUUUUUCUACUUGUUAUUUACUAUGGCCGCCCUGCUCCCCCAAUGAAAGGCCAGCUUCGAAGAAAAGCUGAAAGGGAGACGUUUGCAAGACGAGUUGUACUGCUGUCACAGGAAAUGGACGCUGGAUUACAAGCAUGGCAGCUCAGGCAGCAGAAGUUGCAGGAAGAACAAACGAAGCAGGAAAAUGCUCUUAAACCCAAAGGGGCUUCACUGAAGAGCCCACUUCCAAGUCAAUAAAAAGCAACUCCUGCCUCCCUUCCUCA
Messenger RNA from Pan troglodytes (chimpanzee), 506 nucleotides. RefSeq names its product mitochondrial ribosomal protein L52 (gene MRPL52). The transcript has 6 exons. NCBI's taxonomy places the organism in Eukaryota, Metazoa, Chordata, Mammalia, Primates, Hominidae. Bases 286 to 480 code for a protein of 64 amino acids. Gene Ontology annotation, molecular function: structural constituent of ribosome. Gene Ontology annotation, cellular component: mitochondrial large ribosomal subunit. Gene Ontology annotation, biological process: mitochondrial translation. The record is from RefSeq and is a predicted model, not a curated record.